Papaver somniferum (opium poppy) is the source of this 1384-nucleotide messenger RNA. RefSeq names its product type III polyketide synthase B-like. Lineage: Eukaryota; Viridiplantae; Streptophyta; Magnoliopsida; Ranunculales; Papaveraceae. Bases 60 to 1235 code for a protein of 391 amino acids. The record is from RefSeq and is a predicted model, not a curated record. Gene Ontology annotation, biological process: polyketide biosynthetic process. Gene Ontology annotation, molecular function: acyltransferase activity, transferring groups other than amino-acyl groups. The transcript has 2 exons.
UUUCUGACGGUACUGAUAUCAGGCGGAGAAGAUUCAUCAAUCAGUUUUUCUUUUCAAAAAUGGGAACUGAAGGAGAUCAGACCACGUAUUCAAAGAAGGCCACCCCUGGAAAGGCUACAAUUCUUGCUCUGGGCAAGGGUCUUCCUCCCCAGCUUGUAAUGCAGGAGUUGCUUGUGGAUGGGUAUUUCCGAAACACCAAAUGCGAUAACCCUGAUCUCAAACAAAAGCUCGCUCGUCUCUGCAAGACAACAACAGUUAAGACAAGGUAUGUAGUAAUGUCAGAUGAUUUGCUUAAGGAAUACCCAGAACUUGCACUUGAAGGUCUGCCUACAGUGAAGCAGCGUCUAGACAUCUCGAAUAAGGCAGUCACUGAGAUGGCAAUUGAAGCCUCGCAAGCCUGUAUCAAAAACUGGGGAAGACCUAGUUCAGACAUUACACACAUAGUUUAUGUAUCUUCAAGUGAAGCCCGAUUUCCAGGAGGUGAUCUUUACCUUGCUAAAGGCCUCGGCUUGAGCCCUGACGUUCACCGUGUUCUGCUAUACUUCAUGGGAUGUUCUGGUGGUGUUACCGGUCUUCGUGUAGCAAAAGAUAUUGCUGAGAACAACCCAGGUAGUCGUGUUUUGCUAGCAACAUCUGAGACCACCAUAAUUGGGUUCAAGCCUCCAAGUGUAAAUCGUCCAUAUGAUCUUGUUGGAGCCGCACUCUUUGGCGAUGGGGCAGGAGCAAUGAUACUAGGAACAGACCCAAUACCAGAAAUUGAAAGGCCAUUGUUUGAACUACACACUGCAAUCCAGAACUUCCUGCCGGACACUGAGAAAACAAUUGAUGGGCAGCUUAAUGAAGAAGGGAUAAGCUUCAAAUUAGGGAGGGAACUUCCUCAGAUGAUUGAAGACAACAUAGAAGGAUUCUGUGAAAAGUUGAUGAAACCUGCUGGUUUCAGUGAUAAGGAUUAUAACAAGUUGUUUUGGGCAGUUCAUCCAGGCGGACCUGCGAUUCUGAAUCGAUUGGAAAAGAGGCUUGAUUUGUUGCCUGACAAGUUGAUGUCUAGUAGGAGGGCUUUGAUGGAUUAUGGAAAUGCUAGUAGUAACACAAUCGUUUAUGUAUUGGAGUACAUGAUUGAAGAAAGCUUGAAAGUGGAGAACAAGGAAGAUUCUGAAUGGGGUUUGAUACUUGCUUUUGGACCUGGGAUUACCUUUGAGGGAAUUCUUGCAAGGAACCUUGUCACUCGAGAAUAAUCCCCUACUCUUGAAUAAUCCCCUACUCUUCUUAAUUCCAGACACCUUGAAGCUUAACUAGUAAACAGGUUAUACCUUAGUUUUACAGAAGUUUACAUUUACAUUUCUAAGUUGUUUGAACUCCACUCUUGGAGGCUAUAAAUACUACU